Molecule: messenger RNA, 2264 nt
Organism: Gopherus evgoodei (Goodes thornscrub tortoise)
Lineage: Eukaryota; Metazoa; Chordata; Testudines; Testudinidae
Gene: TSKS
Product: testis specific serine kinase substrate
Exons: 11
Coding region: 354-1658 (434 amino acids)
Cellular component (GO): centriole
Molecular function (GO): protein kinase binding
Source: RefSeq, a predicted model, not a curated record
GCCCGGACUCCUGGGUUCUCUGGCAGGGGAAGGGGGGGGCUAGUGGUUAGGGUGUGGCUGGCAGCCCGGUCCCCUGGGUUCUGGCCCCAACUGUUCAGGGCUAGUGGGGCCCAUCCCCCUCCAUCGUUCUGGUCUCCUAGUUUUGCUUCCCCUUUUCUCGUCCGCGUGGCUCUGCUGCGGCCGCUGGGCUGGAAGGUGCCGCCCUCUGGUUGCCAAAUCGCUGCCCCCGGGCUCCCGCCAGCCCUUCCCCCUCCCUUCACCGCCCUCCCUGCCCCACCCGCAGCAGCCAUUCACUCAAGUGGGCAUGGAUGUAAUCUCUUCCAGGAAGCCUAUGCGUGCCUCAGUUUCCCCCCAUGUGCUGCCGGGUUACCUGGAGGGUGGAGCCCCCCCAGGCCAACGAGGCCCCAUCCGGCCACCUGAACCUGAAGCGCUCCUCCGCCUGCACCAACGUCUCGCUGCUGAACCUGACGGGUGACGACUCUGAGUCCACGGACGACGGGGCCGGGCGGGGGGCUGCCCCCCUCAGCCCCCCCCUGCCCUCUGGGGACCCUGCUUGGUCUGAGGAUGACACAGACCCCCCCACCCCACUGGACAUGGUGAACAGCGGUCUGGUGCGCGCCAAGGACUCUGUCACCAGCCUCAAGGAGCGGGCGUCCCGGGUCAACCGGCGGGUUCAGAGCCUCCAGAGCGAGUGCUCGAUGCUGUGUGACAACCUGGAGCGCCGGCGAAGGGAGGCCGAGGACCUGGAGAAAUACUGCACCCAGCUCCAGGAGAGUUGCCAUAAGGUCAGCCAGUCGGUGGAAGAUGCCGAGAUCAAGACCAACGCGCUCAAGAAAAGCUCCGUCCUGCUGGAGGAGAAGCUGCGGAUGCUACAGCACCAGGCGCAGGGCGGGGAGCUCAGCGGGCAGGAGCCGGAGCAGCGUGCGGCCACAGAGAUCGCCAAGCCCAACCAGGACACGGCGGGGGGCAGCCCCACAGACCUCGUCGGCACCCCACAGGGCGUGCAGGGCAGGGAGCCAGGCUCUGCGCUGGAGGAAUCCAGGCAGGGGGCUGUGCUGCGGAUGAUCGAGAGGCUGGGGGCCCAAUGGGAACGGGAGCACCAGGAGCUGCAGGACCGGCUGGACGAAGCCUUCAGCACGGCGAACCGCACGGCCCAGGCCCUGAGCCAGCUCCACACCGAGCUCGAGGGGCUGCGGCAGGUCAAGCCGCUGCUGGAGGACGUGGCCCAUCAGCUGGGGAGCCUCAGGGCCCUGGAGCUGCACGACCGGCCCCCCACCAGCUGUGCCAGCCAGGGCUGCGUCAGCACCCAGAGCCUGGGGCAGAUGGUGGAGCGCGCGGUGACGCCCCUGCUGGAGGAGCUGAGGCACUGCGGGCUCCCCCCGACCCCCUGCCCCGCCUGCCAGCGCCUGCAGAAAAAGAUCCGGGAGCUGGAGCAGGCCGCGUUGGAGACCCACGCACGAGCGGAGACCCUGAGCUCCAACCUGCGCCUGGCCCAGGACGAAGCCCUGAGAGCUAAGACCUAUGUGGAACGGGUGCGGCUCAGCCCCCAGGAGAAGCCCCCCGGCCUGGACCCCCUCCACGCCCGGCUCAGCUCCCUGCAGGCCCAGCUGUCCCAGGAUGGGGGGCCCCAGCCGCCGGCGCCGCCCCAGCCGCACUGACUCCCACCGCACCCACCAAUAAAGCGCCCGCCCUGGCCCUGGGCCUGCGUCUCCGCCCCUGCGUGUGUGUCUCUCUCCGGGGAGAGGGGGCAGCAGCCCAGGGCUCUGCCGUGGGGUAUGCCAUGCGCUCUAGGGCAGAUAUCUUUAGAGGGGGAGGCAUCUAAUGACCCCCCCACACCGUGACAGAGGACUCACAUUCGUUGCUGUUGGACCUUUAUUACCUGGCCGCAGUUGCAGCCAGUGACGCCAGGCUCAGCCCUCCGCCCCCGCCGCUGGGUGGGCCCUGCCCCCCCCAGUCACAAUCCCCCUUUACAAAUAACACAAAAGCAAACAACUGGGGGGGGCCCUACCCCAGACACCCCGUCAAUGGCUGCAGGCCCGGCUGAAAACCCAUUUUUUCUGUGUGUGGGGGGGAUAAGAAUGGCAAAGUCUCCCCCCCCAUUUCCUGGGGGCCCAUGGGGUAGCUAAAGUGUCACGUUCGGUGGAAGGGGGGGGCCAGCAGAAGGUGGGGGCUUUGUACCCAGCCCAAGCAGCGCCCCCCCACCGCUGUACCAGCCAGUGCCAUGAUGGGGAAAUGCCCCUCCCCUGGGCCAAAUCCUGCCCCCU